Molecule: messenger RNA, 711 nt
Organism: Penicillium diatomitis
Lineage: Eukaryota; Fungi; Ascomycota; Eurotiomycetes; Eurotiales; Aspergillaceae
Product: cytochrome b561 domain-containing protein
Exons: 4
Coding region: 1-711 (236 amino acids)
Molecular function (GO): transmembrane monodehydroascorbate reductase activity
Source: RefSeq, a predicted model, not a curated record
AUGUCGUCGGUCGCACCAGAUGCUCGCGAGCAAGAGCCAUUGCUCAACUCGGGCUCACAGACGAGUCCGGAACAAGCAGACUCCAAUAUUGCGUGGAAUUUGAUCAGCGGUACUGCGAGUGUUGCGCAGAUUGGCAUUUGGGUGCUGGCCAUUCUCGUCUGGUAUAACGUCUUGUCAAUCCCAUGGAUGCUCUUUACAGGCCAUCCGCUCUUGGCCAGCUCCGCUCUUCUCCUGCAGGUCCAGGCAGCACUCAUUCUUCAACCUACGGCGACUUCCUCCCAGAAACAACAAGGCACUCGCAUCCAUUACAUCCUCCAACUUCUCAGUGUCUUGUGUUUUGUGGCCGCCUUUAUCGUCAUCGAGCUGAACAAGGGCUCUCAUCCCCACUUCACCUCCCCUCACGGCAUCCUCGGUCUGAUCACCAUCAUCAUUGUGGUGCUGCAGGCGCUUGUGGGAGUCAUCCAGUACUUUUUCCCCGUCACGGUCCUGGGCAGUGUGGACGCCGGCAAGCGCAUCUACAAGUAUCAUCGCUGGACCGGAUAUGUUCUACUACUGCUGGAGGUUGCGACGGUCCUGGCGGCGACCCAGACCGGCUUUAACGUGAAUGCAAUCCACAUUCCGACCUGGAUUGUGGUCGUCGCCGUUGCUCUGGUCCUGGUGGGCGUGGGUGCUCGCAUCAAGGUGCGCAAGCUGGGACUCGGCGAUGCUUGA